AUGGCUGCCGCUGAGACGCGUAGGCUGCUUGAGCAGCUCAUGGGCGAGACGUCCAUGUCUGGCACCGACCAGCGCGCGCCGCAACUCGCCAUCACCGACCCCAAGGUCUGCCGCUCAUUUCUCGUCGGCCACUGCCCCCACGAUCUCUUCACCAACACAAAGAACGAGCUUGGCCCGUGCCCCAAGGCGCACAACGAUGCGCUCAAGACCGAGUACCAGGAGGCCGACGCAGACCAGAAGCGCAGAUGGGCCUUUGAGUUUGACUACAUGCGAGACAUGCAACACCACAUCGACAGCUGCAAUCGCAAGAUCGACUCCGCCCAGCGAAGGCUUGAGAAGACGCCCGAAGAGAUCCGGCAGACCAAUGCUCUGCUGAAAGCAAUCAACGAGCUCACCAAGUCCAUAGAAGCGGGCCUGCUGGAGAUCCAGAUCAUGGGUGAAGAAGGCAUGGUCAACAUGGCCGUCCAGGAGUUUACCAAGUUGCGUAUGAAAAAGGCUGAGAAGGAAGAGCGGGAACGGGAGCUGCGGGCACUGUCAGACACCGGAGGACCAUCGGGUCACCAGAAACUCCAGGUCUGCGACGUAUGCGGUGCGUAUCUCAGCAGGCUUGACAAUGAUCGUCGUUUAGCAGACCAUUUUUACGGAAAGAUGCAUCUCGGCUACGCUCAAAUGCGCAAAUCAUACGAAGCCCUACAAAAGGAUCUCAAAGGACGCGCCCCACCACGGGACGCGUUCGUAUCCGCCGGUGACGAUAUGAACGGCUCUCGUGGCGGCCAGGCCGGAUGGGGCGGAGGUGGUUACGCAGGUGGCGGUUAUGGCGGCCGAGGAGGGCGUCGUGGCCGCGGUCGACGUGGCGGGUGGUAGACAGACUAUCGUUGGAUCCGGAGUUCAAGGUGUGUUAUGAAGAUUCCCAAAGGCGCGACUCACCACAGUGAUUCUACGGCGAUACCCAUCUUCCGCCGAGUAAUUGUACAACAGCAGGGCAAUCCUGAGACCAUUCUGGGGCAUGGAGCUUCUUGCCUAGUCCAAAUCAAAACAUGUACGCUUUCUCCGA
This is a messenger RNA of Parastagonospora nodorum SN15, 1054 nucleotides long. RefSeq lists its product as hypothetical. The transcript has 3 exons. Gene Ontology annotation, biological process: mRNA splice site recognition. The coding region runs from base 1 to 864 and encodes 287 amino acids. Gene Ontology annotation, cellular component: U2-type prespliceosome; U1 snRNP. NCBI's taxonomy places the organism in Eukaryota, Fungi, Ascomycota, Dothideomycetes, Pleosporales, Phaeosphaeriaceae. The record is from RefSeq and is a predicted model, not a curated record. Gene Ontology annotation, molecular function: mRNA binding.